Messenger RNA from Terrapene triunguis (Three-toed box turtle), 792 nucleotides. RefSeq names its product DC-STAMP domain-containing protein 2-like. The transcript is spliced from 5 exons. The record is from RefSeq and is a predicted model, not a curated record. The annotation marks the transcript as partial. Lineage: Eukaryota; Metazoa; Chordata; Testudines; Emydidae. Gene Ontology annotation, cellular component: membrane.
CUGAGCCGCGUGCGCAGGGAGUUUGAGUUCAACAUCUCGGCUGUGCACCAGUUUGACGUCAGCCUCAACUCCACCAAGAGCCUGGCCCAGGUGGCCCUGGACAUCAUGGAGGCCGUUGGCCUGCGGCUGCAGCCAGCCCGCGAGGUGCUGGGCCUCUUCGCACACGUCUCCUCCUGCAUCCUCCUCUACCUGUACCUGCAGGCCCUGCUGUAUCGCAGACGGUACCUGCACGACGACGACUUUGACAACAUCUACAUCACGGGGCGCUUCCUGGCCAUGGACGUGCUGCGGGCGCGGCAGGGCAGGCCCACGGUGCUGCCCCUCUCCAUGCGGGAGAGCACCAAGUACAUCUGCCCAGGCUCCCCGUUCCUGUCACGCCGGGAGCGCUUCGGUUACAGCUUGGCCCUGGCCGGCGUCCUACGCCACGUGCUCCUCGGCCUCACCCUCAUCCUCCUCGACUACGGGGUCUUCUGGCUGUUCGACUUGGUCCGCUACCAGCUGCAUGGCGAGAUCGUCGCCAGGGCCCCCGUAGCGAUGAGCGUCAGUGUGAAUGGGACGGGCUACACGGGCGAGAUCUACCGUGACCUGGUCUCGGCGUUCGACUCCCUGCAGCGCGGCAAUGUCAGCGUCCUGUCCCGCCGGUGCCGCCUGCGCCCUGCUGAGCCGGACUACCGCACCUACCUGCUCAUCGGACUCAUGUACGGCGUGUGCUUCUUCAUCGCUAUCUUCGGCAGCUACGUGGGGCGCUUGCGCAGGGUCAUCUGCGCCUCGUAUUACCCCUCCCGUGAGCAG